This is a messenger RNA of Bicyclus anynana (squinting bush brown), 3156 nucleotides long. RefSeq names its product solute carrier family 22 member 6-A. Gene Ontology annotation, molecular function: transmembrane transporter activity. Gene Ontology annotation, biological process: transmembrane transport. The transcript has 5 exons. Gene Ontology annotation, cellular component: membrane. NCBI's taxonomy places the organism in Eukaryota, Metazoa, Arthropoda, Insecta, Lepidoptera, Nymphalidae. The record is from RefSeq and is a predicted model, not a curated record. Bases 218 to 1705 code for a protein of 495 amino acids.
GCCUCGACUAGACGCGUGUGAAAAAGGACAAUUUAAUAAUAAUAUUCAAUUUCUCAUAAAUAAUUUUCGUUGUUUACUUUUGUGAUAUAUUGAUAUAACACUGGAACAUAACCUAAUUAGAUAUACCUACACUUGAUUUUAAAUCCUAUACCAACGCAACAAUGCUCUCUUCUUAACUCAAUAGCUGCAUAAUUUACCGACCAAAUAAAACAUCAAAAUGGUGCAAAGAAUAAUUCCGGUGCAAUCCACACAAAUAAAGAAGGAUGAUCCAUUGGCGAAUUUGAUCGGACAGUUCGGGAAAUGGCAAUGCAUAGUGAUAGCGACGGUGUCGCUCGUGAAGCUGUCGUCGGGCUGGGUGCAGAUGGCCAUCAUCUUCCUGACGCCGAACCUGGUGUUCUGGUGCCAGGACUUCGGCGACAACUCGAGCCGCGUGGGAGAGAACGGCACGUGCUACGCGCAGUGCGCGCGUUACGCGUACGACAGCGCGCCGUUCCAGAACACGAUCAUCACGCAGUGGGCGCUGGUCUGCGAGCGCACGUGGAUGGCGAGCUUCGCGCAGAUGGUGCUGCAGCUGGGCGUGCUGCUCGGCAGCGUCAUGUUCGGCUUCCUCUCCGACAGAUACGGCAGAAAAUACACCUUUCUGGCAUCUAUAACUUCAGUAAUAGUAAUGGGAUUCGCCGUCUCAUUUCCCAAAGACUACAUAACCUUCGCGAUCCUCAGAUUCUUCUUGGGGAUAGCAACAUCUGGAACUAUGGUCAUCUCUUUCGUCAUUGUAAUGGAAACAGUUGGGCCGAAGUACAGAGAGAUAUGCGGUUGUCUCUUUCAAAUACCAUUCCUUGUGGGGCACAUAACGAUACCAGCUUUCGCAUACUUCUACAGAAAUUGGAAUACAUAUAGCUUGGCGAUGGCGGUGCCUCCGCUGAUAUAUCUGGGGUACUUCUUCCUGUUGUCGGAGUCCCCGCGAUGGUUGGUGAGCGUGGGCAAGGUGGAGGAAGCGACCAAGAUUGUGAGCAGAGCCGCGGAAAUGAAUGGUCUGCCCACAGAAAAAAUAGAGGAGACACUGAAAAAGAUGUCCGAAGACAUUAAAGAUAAGUCUACAGAUACAAAGCCGAACUAUGGAGAUCUAAUCAGACCGGGCCUCGUCCUCAAAACUGCUGCAUCCACCACCCUUUGGAUGAUCGCUGGCUUCACGUACUAUGGCUUCAAUCAGUAUGUCAGCCAGACCAGUCCAGACCCUUUCCUCACUGUAGCAACCGUUGGUGCUAUACAGGUACCAGCAAUCCUGACUUCCGUCUGGCUGCUGAAACACAUCGGACGCAAAGCCGCGGUAGUGACAUUCCUCGCUCUCGGAGGGCUCUGCGUGUUGACCCUCGGCGUUGUUCCCGACACUUUCUGGAUCACCUUAACAUUAGGAUGCAUAGGAGUCAGCUGCGUAUCCAUAGUAUGUACCUGUAUCUAUAUUUAUACAUCAGAGUUGUUCCCGACGGUGGUGCGUAACAUGGGCAUGGGAGCAUGUUCGACGAGCAUGCGCGUCGGCUCGAUGAUCGCGCCGUUCGUGGCGGAUUUGUCAAAGACGGCGCCGUGGAUGCCGACCGUCGUGUUCGGGCUAGCGCCGCUGGUGGGCGCGCUGGUGUGUCUGCUGCUGCCCGAGACCAAGGGCACCGCGCUGCCUGACAGCAUCAGAGACGUUGAGGACAGCGCCUAAUGCUGGGUAUGCAGCGAGUAAUCGUCUGCACGGUACAAGUAAGACCUCAUGUCUUACUUGUAGUGAAUGAAUGAGUGAAUGAAUGAGUGAAAUGAAUGAGUGAAUUAAUGGGUGAAUGAAUGAAUGAUGAAUGCGUCAGCCACUCAUCAUAGUAUUAAAGAUGUUAGACAGAUACCAAAUCCAUCUAUAGACAAAACUCAUUAAAUUCUGCGCGGUAUAGAUUGCCGGGUAUGACGUUAUGAAUGGAUGAAUGAAAGAAGGAAUGAAUGAGAAACUAGACCAAGGGCACUCCGCUGCCGGACAGCAUCAGAGAUGUUGAGGACAGCGCUUAAUGCUGUGUAUAGCCUAAUUGCAGCGAGUCUUCGUCUGCUCGGUACAGAUAAGGCGACAUGAAUGAAUGAAUGAUGAAUGCGCCUGCCACUCAUCAUAGUAUUAAAGAUGUUAGACAGAUACCAAGACUAUCUAUAGACAAAACGCAUUGAUGAUCUAAGCCUCAAUAGCUCAACGGUAGGAGUGGUUGGACUCAUCACCGAGGGGUGGUGGUUCGAUACCCGCCCCGUUGGUCUAUUAUUGUCGUACCCACUAUUAGCACAGUCUUUCCCUACUAGUCGGAGGGGAAUAGGAAUAUUGGUCAUAUUAUAAAAAAUAUGGCAAAUAUUCUUUUUUUUUUUAAAAAACAAUUGAAUUCUGCGCGAUAUAGGUUGCCGGGUAUGACGUUAUGAAUGAAUGAGUGAUUGAAAGAAGGAAUGAAUGAGAAACGAGACUAAGGCACCCCGCUGCUAGAUAGCAUCUGAGAUGUUGAGGACAGCGCCUAAUGCUGUGCAUAGACUAAUUGCAGUGAGCACUUGUCUGCGCGGUACAGAUAAGGCGACAUGAAUGAAUGAGUGAAGAAUGCGAAGGAGAAGGAAAAACACCGUGAGGAAACCUACAUACUAAAGAAUUUUCUUAAUUAUCUGCGUGUGUGAAGUCUGCCAAUCCGCAUUGGGCCAACGUGGUGGACUUAACCCCUUUCAUUCUAAGAGGAAACUCGAGCUCAGCAGUGAGCCGAAUAUGGGUUGACAGACAAAACUAGAUGAUUCAUACAUAUGCAAAAGUACAAUUUGUUGAUGAUGCAUAUAAAUUAUAAUAGGCUGCCCUGUUGACCUAUUUCUUAUUUUGGUCUGUAUUAUCAAUCCAUCAAAAUAAAAAACAAAUCAAUUGACAAAAAGUCAUCCACAUAAUAUGUUACAAAUAACAACGUCAUCCGGUGCUUACGUUACGGUGGAUAUCAUAGAUGACAGUUUGUUGUCCACUUCAAUAGGUUGAUAAUAAAGACCAAAAUAGUGAAUAGGCCAGCAGAAAUAUUUUUUGAUUGUUUAUAGUUUUAGAUAAGAUUAUUGUUAUUUAGAUUUUUAGACAUAACUUUGUAUAUAAAUGAUAUUGAUAUUGUAAAUAAAUAAUUAUUGACGAUA